AUGACCUGUUCCCAGUAUGCAGCAGCAAAGAAGGAACCACCAAAGAAAUAUGAGGUGCUUAAGACUGCUUCACAUCAUACAUACUUUGAUUGUUUUUGAUUGGUUCUUUGUUUCCAUUAAGUUUUUUUCUUUGUUCCGUAAAGAAAGAUAUGCAAAUGUAAAGCCUCCUGUCAUGUAAAAUUCAGUCGGCCUUAUUUAAGUUGGAGCUCAUCUUACUGGCCAUAUCUGAGUUCUAAUUCUUGGAUUAUCUAUAACCUUCUGCAAUAUUAUUAUUAGCAUUUAUAUAGUGCCAACAUAUACCACAACGCUUUACAAUAGAAAGUGGAUAAAUAUAGCCCUGCUCAAAUGAGCUUACAAUCUAUGAGGAUUUGAGGUAGGUAGUAAAAUAUCAUUAGGUGACUGGCCCAAGGACACUUACUGGCUGGUAAGAUUCAAACUUGUGUUUCCCAGUUCCAAAGCAGUGACAUUACCACUGCAAUAACCACAUGACUAGAGUUUCAUAUUCGUAAACCCUUUCUGAGCAUAUCUACAAACUAUACAAACAGUAUAUCACAGUAGUUAGGAACAUUGUAAUAGUGUGUGUUCAUAAAUAAGCUUGUGUGACUUCAAACAGGAGAAACAACGCUUAAAAGAGGAGGACAAGCUGACGCAGGAGCAUGUAAAUGCAGAAAGGUGCAGGCUCUCUGAAAACCUAGAAACAUUACGCGAUGAGAAUAAAACUUUGAAAGAUCAAGUCUCAAGAAUGCAAUCUUCCAUGGAUAAGGUAUUUCUUUCACCCCUCCUCCCCCCCCUCCCCCCAUAGCUUUUCCACCUAAUGCACAAUUGUAAGCCUGGGGAACUGAACAUUCACCGAUAGAUUAACCAUAAAUUCACUGAACCUUCGCCUAUAGAUUAACUAUACAUUCACGCAGAGUGAAUGAUCUGGUUCAUGUUAAGCUGUUGGUACAUUUCACAAAAUGUUAACUAACAUGGUGCUAGACACUAUAGGAUUUAUUUUAUAGGUAAAGAUGUGUUUCAGGAGGCAGAGAACGCAGUACAUCCUAUACCAGAUGUGGGUAGCAAAUAGCUUUCAACCGUUAUUAAAGUACACUUAUGAUAAUUUUGUCAGUCUUUGUCUAAACAAAGUAUCCUGUUGGCAUCAUAAGAGUGAUGCCUUUGUGAGGAACUCUUUAAACAGAUCGUUCAUGAACCUUAGAUCUGGUUCUUCUGAGUUAGUACCUGCUCCUCUCACUUGAUCAACUUGCAUGGCUGAGAUAGUCUAAUGGUUUUUUUUGCAGGCAGCUUUGCGGUUCUCUGAAAGCCAAUCAAUAAUUCAGCGUUUGGAGCAAGAAUCUAUGCGCUUGCGGAUAAAACACACUCUGGAAAUGAAGGUGAGAUAUUUUCUUUGUUGUUUGUGCAACAUAAUGUAUCUUUUCUAGGGUUUGUGUUUUUGUUUCUGAUGAUAGGGAAACAGUUUUUUGGAAGCUUUUAACUUUGUGCUAUCUACCUAUCACUAAAGUUUCCAUAUAAUCUUUAUUUAAUAAACUAUGUGAAGGAAAAUUUUGAAAAUGUGUUCAUAAUGUCCAAGGAUAUUAGUUUUCAGACUUCUUUCCCUGAUUAGCCCCGUUGUAAAAACCCUGCCAAAAUGAUGACCUUUUCUCAUAUUUUCUACAAGAUAAGUAACACUGAGAACAGCGGCACAUUCACGAAAUAAUUUCACUCUCAGCUGGUAAAUUACAUUAUAAGGCAGUAUAACUAUAUAAUUAAUACAUCCAAUUUUCUACAGUAGAGAUUGUUUUAGACUUGAGAAAGGGAGGCUUGUCAUUAAAAAAAAUCUGUUAGUCCAAUAAAAAAGGUAUUACAAGAUACAAUUUUUUUUUCUCUACAGUAUGUAUACUUUGGACCACUGUAAUAAUUGAUACCUUUAUUGCAUUUUAUCCACUGUUUAAUUUAAGGGCCAGAAUGUUAAAAUCAACCCUAGGAGGUGCACUGAGAAUGCAUUAUUAUAUAUUAUGUGGCAGAGAUUGCUAUAAAAAGCCUCUGGUAAAAUGAUGAUAUGCAUGACUCAGAGACAAGUUUCUAAUAAUAGAGAAGCAAGAUCCUGUGAUUUCACUAGUACAGGCAGAAGCUUAAUAGCACAAAUAGAUCACUGUUGAUGGAUUGCAGUUACUCAUUUUGUAGCUGCUCAAACACCUGACAUUUCUUACAUGUUACUUUUGCAGGGGAUUGCAGUUCCGACUUCUGAGCAGAUAGCUGUUCCAGUCUCCUGUGCAUCAGUCCAUCUUCCAUUCACUCAGUCUAAUAUGCGGGACAAGCAUUUAAGUGAUGUCACAUAUGGUACAGAAGUGGGUAUCACAUGAACAGAGAUUGUCAGUGUAAUAGUUACACAGUUGUCUAGGUUGAUAUGAGACUAAAGUCCAUCAAGUUCAACUGUGAAGCCCAUUCUUUUAUACAGUUGAUCCAAAAAAAAAUCAAAAAAGAAACCCUUUCCUCUGCAGUGAGCAAAAACACCUUUCUUUGAGUCUCAAUGGGUGACCUCUUAUCUGUUUUAUAUUCUUGUUAAUGAACCCUCUAUACAGUCAUGGGAAAAAGAAAGUACACCCUCUUUGAAUUCCAUGGUUUUCCAUAUCAGGACAGAAGAACAAUAAUCUGUUCAUUUGCAGGUCUUAAAAUUCUGUAAAUACACCCUCAGAUGAACAACAACACAUAUUACACCCUGUCAUGAUUUAUUUAACAAAACUAAAGACAAAAUGGAGAAGCCAUGUCUGGAAAAACUAAGUACACCCUAUGUUUCAAUAGCUUGAAGUAAUGGUUAGUAAUAAUAGUUUUCUGUGUGAAUUUAUCAGUCUCUCACAUCAUUGUGGAGAAAUUUUGGCCCACUCUUAUUUACACUGUUGCUUCAGUUCAUUGAAGUUUGCUCAGAUUUGUUUAUGCACAGCUCCCUUCAGGUCCCACCACAUCAUUUCAUCAGAUUGAGGUCUAGACUUUGACUGGGCCAUUGCAACACCAUGAUUCUUGGCUUUUUAAGCCAUUCUGUUGUAGAUUUGCUGGUGGUGUUCUGUUGCAUGACCUAAUUUCGACCAAUGAUUAAUAAAAGAAUAGGAAAGAAACAAGAGGAGUAACUUUUCCCGCUAAUUUCGACCAACCUUGAGCUGUUAGACAGAUGGCCUCGCAUUUGACUCUAAAAUACUUUGGUAUACAGAAAAGGUUCAUGGUUGACUCAAUGAUUGCAAGGUUCCUGGGUUGUCGCUGCAAAAUAAACUCAAAUCAUCACCCCUACACCAACAUGCUUGAAAGAUGGUAUAAAGUAUUUGUGCUGAUAUACUUUGGGUUUCACCAAAUGUGGCGCUGUGCAUUAUGGCCAAACAUCUCCACUUUGGUCUUGUCUGCCCAAAGGACAUUAUUCCACAAGUCUUGUGGUUUGUUCAGUUGCAACUAUGCAAGCCUAAUUAUGUAAAUCGUUUUUUUUUGUUUGCUUUUUGUUGCAAUUUCUCUGAGCACCGAACAGUCUGACAUUGGGGUGAAUUUGCUAGGACGUCCACUUCUGGGAAGGUUGGGAACUGUCUUCAAUGUCCCAGUUUGAUGGGCAGCAACAAUUACUUCUCUAAAAUCAUUGCUGAUAUCUUUCCUCCUGGACAUUGUGUUAACACUGAAUUCUCCAGAUCAGCAAACUGCUAAAACAUCAGUGUUUAUAGAGGUGGUCACACUUGUUGAUGAUCAAUUAAUGAUCAAUUAAUUAAGGGUGUUUGAUUAGCAGCACCUGUCUGCUAGUUAGUCUCUUAAUUCCUUUGGAAGCAGGAAGCAGUGGCUUCUCCAGUUUGGUUUUAUUUUUGUUAAAUAAAUCAUGACACAGUGAAUUGUUUUUCAUCUGAGAUUGUUAUUUUAACCAUUUUAAGACCUGCUCAUGAACAGAUGAUUUGUUAUUUGGAUUUGGCUGUAUUGAGUUUCCUCUGCCACUGCACAGUCACUCAAUUUAUCCAAAGCCCUCUGUAGAAUAGCCAUACAAUGUUCAGACUGUAUGUUCUUACCUAAUUUUGUCUCAUCUGCAAACACAGACAAAUGACUUCCAAUAUCCACUUUAACAUAAUUUAUAGAUAGUUUAAAGAGAAGUGGAACCAGGAUAGAUCCCUGAAGCACUCUACUUACCACUUUUGUUCAAUGUGAACAUUUUUCAUUUACAAAUACUCUCUGCACUCUAUCUUUAAGCCAGUGUUCUGUAUUUAGUAAAAAUCUACCUUGAAGUAGCGGUUGCAAAAUUAUAUUUACCUUUAAUUCUUAAAGAGAUAAAUACCUUGUUUAGACUUAAAGGUAGUAAUUAGAGUUGAGCGAAGCCAAACUGAAAAUUUCGGGUUCGUACCGAACAUUAGGUUUUUUGGACCUCGGACCCAACACUGACAUAUCACGGUAUGUUCGGGUCGGAGUUCGGCGAUUUAAUGAUGCGUUUUGAAAGGCUGCAGGGCAGCCAAUCAACAAAACAUUCCCCCCUCCUGAGCCCCCACUCGCAACGAGUGGGGGCUUUUAAACUAAAGGUGGGGCCUAUUGCCCUCCCCGGCCCCCACCCAGGAGCGGUGGGUGGGGGCCCUAAAUACUAAUAAGGGGGGACACCUCUUGUCCCCCUCCUGGCCCCCACCGCUGAGCGGUGGGUGGGGCCCUAAAUACCAAUAAGGGGGGACCUACUGUCUUCCCCCUGGCCCCCACCCCUGUGCGGCAGGUUGGGGCCCUAAAUAACAAUAAGAGGGAACACCUAUUGUCCUCCCCUGGCCCCCACCGCUGAUCGGUUGGUGGGGCCCUAAAUAGCAAUAAGGGGGGACCUACUGUCUUGCCCCUGUGCGGCAGGUGGGGGCCCCCCGACCCCACACCUGAGCAGUGGGUGGGGGCAAUAAAUAAAAAUUGGGGGGGGACCUAAUGUCCUCCCCCUGGCCUCCACCCCUUGCGCGGCGGGUGGGAGCCCUAAAUAACAAUAAGGGGGGGACCUAAUGUCCUCCCCCCCCGGCCCCCACCCCUGCAUGGCGGGUUGGGUCUCUAAAUAAAAAUAAGGGGGGAACUAAUGUCCUCCCCCCCGGCCCCCACCCCUGCGUGGUGGGUGGGGGCUCUAAAUAACGAUAAGGGGGAUCUAAUGUCCUUCCCCCUCCCCCACUCCUGAACGGUGGGUGGGGGCCAUUAAGUAAAAAAUGGGGGGGGCCUACUGUCCUCCGCUCCCACCCCUGAGCGGUGGGUGGGGGCCAUAAAUAAAAAAUGGGGGGGGACCUAAUGCCCUCCCUCCGCCCCCACCCCUGCGCAGCGGGUGGGGGCCCUAAAUAACAAUAAGGGGGGGGGGAACCUAAAAUUCCAAAGAACUUUCCCACGCUGUGUAAAAUGACACAGAGCACUCUGAUUGGUGGAUUUCAAGCCAACCAAUCAGAGUGCUUUGACAGGUAAAUGUAGAGACUUACCUGUCAGUCUCUUAAUUUACCUGUCAGAGCAUUCUGAUUGGAUGACUUAAACCCACCAAUCAAAGUGCUCUGAGCCUAAUUGCAGGGCGGGGCAAGGCUUUAUAAGCCUUCCCCCCACCCUGCAGAGCUCAGUCUGCGCGGAGCCCUCCAUGAGUGAAGAUGGAUUUUUUAUUUAUUUAUUUAUUUAUUUUAAAGUGUGUCCGUUAUUAUGGAUUUUGAUUUGGCCUUUUUUGGGGCUGAAAAAAGAAGAUUUUAGAAGAAAGAAAACAUCGAAUGGUAAGUUUUAUUUUAGACAAGGGUCCCCCCUCAUUAUUUUUAGGAUGAGGGGGGUAGGUAGGGGUGAUUUUUUUUUUUUUCAGGGGGGUGACUCAAGGUUUGGGGGGGGGAUUUUUAUUUAUUGCCAGCAGGUGGUGGCUGGGGGAGAGGACAUUAGGUUCCCCCCAAUUGGUAUUUAGGGCCCCCACCCGCCGGGGGGGAGGACAGUAGGUCCCCCCUCCACAUUCUUAUUUAGGGCCCCCACCCGUCGCACAGGGGUGGGGGCAAUAGUUUUUUUUUUUUUUGGUUUUUUUUACAGUGAGCAGCCACUGGUGGCUCACUGUUUACUAGACACGCCCCUACUCACAGUAUAGUGAGUAGGGGCUCAAUUUACUAAUACUAAGUAAUCUUUACUUAGUAUUAGUAAAUGUGGCUGAAAGACCAAUUUAGGUGACCAAUUUAGGUCUUUCAGCCUUUUGGUAGAUAGCUCCCUAAUACCGUGUGAAUUAGGGAGUUAUCUACUAAGCGGCUGCUUAUUUUAUGUUAUUUUUAAGUGAUUUCCCUAUCCACAUUUGUUUGCAGGGCACUUGUCCUACUUUUACCCCCAUGUUACUUCCUUUUGCAGCCCUCUAGCCCUUUCCAGGAGUUUUUUAGAGCCAUUUUUGUGGCCAAAAGUUCGGGUCCCUAUUGACUUCAAUGGGGUUCAGGGUCAAGUUCGAGCCCGAACCCGGACUUUUUUUCAAAGUUCGGCUGGACCCAAACAUCCAGGCGUCUGCUCAACUCUAGUAGUAAUAAUGAUUGGGUUUAUUUCUUUCAAAUACCACAUAGACAAUAUCACACUCUUAUUUUAUUUAGGGCAUAUAUUGGAUUGGUUGUUUUUUAUGUCAAUACAAUUAUUUUAUCUUUAAACUAUUACAAGUUAAAUUUUAUAGAUUUAUAUUCUGCAGUAAUAAUUAUACUCUUUUCUCUACCUAGUAACUAAAGAAACACUUUUUGUUUUCUAUCUCAUAGUAUGUUAUGUAUGUUACGUAUGUUACUAAUAUUUAAAUUGUGAGUGCCCUGUUUAUUUGGCAAUAUUGAAUAGAACCCAAUAAACAGAAGUAACUUUCGAAAGUGUGUUUACUGUAUAAUAUUAGUACCAAUACUUUAAUCACAGUUUAUGGAUAAGCACAGUGCCACAGGACAAGUCAUCAUGUCAGUGAUUGCUCCAUUGAUAUUACUGCCCAGUGAAACAUCAGUUCAGGGAAAGUCCCUACUCACCUACUGCAUCUAUUUUAGCAAUCUUCCAGGAAUAUUAUCACAGAAAAACCCACUCGUGAUCUUCUGAGUCUUUCAGACAAAUUACACAUCAUGAAUUAUAGAGGGAUGGAUGUACAUCAGAAUAAGAUCAAUGAUGACAAACCACAUCGCCUGACCACCUCUAUGUAAGAAUACAUUAUUCUCUGUUCAAUGUAAUCUAUUUUAGUAUUUAAAAAGCAAGACAGGAUGAUGCAAUUCACAGUGAGUGUUUAUGGCCUAAAAAAUACUUGUUACUUUUUCCAGUGAUUUAUCACCACUGGAUAAGUACCUAAUUUUAUUAAUUAGUCUUGUCCAGGUAAGUUGAGCCAUGAAGUUUGCUUAUAAAACGGUUGCUAAUUCAAAACAGUAGGCAGUUUUAGAGACCGUAAGUAGCCUGAAAAAGAAUCCUGAAAAAUUUAAAACAAUGUUAUGGAUACUUCUACAUCAAGUUGUAACUCUCCAUACAGCACGAUAUUGCGCCGUGUGUGUGUAUUUGUGUAUGUGUGUGUGUGUAUAUAUAUACAUAUACAGUGGGACCUCGGUUAACAUAAUUUUCGGUUUACAAAUGAAAAUCCAUUGAAAAUAAUGCCUCGGUUUACAAUUUUUUUUCACAAUACAAAGCAAGUUUCCCCAGGAUGCAUUGAACCUGGGAGGUUUAUAGCACCGUCCCCUGCAUGCUGGAGCCUGUGGGUAGCACGUGGUGUCGAGUGUGGAGGUGUUUGAGCGGCUUUUGCAUCGAGUUUUGGAACCAUUCUGGAAAUUAUUUGCAGUUGUUUUGGGACUUUUCUCAAGCUGUUUCUCAAGCUGUGGAAAGGUAGGGAGCUGAGAUUCGUCGUUUUAUUGUGUGUUCUGCAUUGUGGGUUGGUUUCCGUGCCAGCUCAUUUUGACUUUUUUCUGACCUCCAGAAUUGGUUUUCAAUGCAUUCCUAUGGGAAACCGCGUUUUGGUUUACAAAUUUUUCGCAAUAAGAAACUUCCCGGAGAACGCAUUCAAUUCGUAAACCGAGGUUCCACUGUGUGUAUGUAUGUCUGUAUAUAUAUAUAUAUAUAUAUAUAUGUGUGUGUGUGUGUGUGUGUGUGUGUGUGUGUGUGUGUAUAUGUAUGUAUGUAUGUGUGUAUGUGUGUGUGUGUGUGUGUAUAUAUAUAUAUAUAUUGUGUGUGUGUGUGUGUGUGUGUGUGGUGGGCUACUGUAACAAAUCAUUCCUGGACACGGAGCGAGAACCUAGACCUGCUUGAAUGCUACUACAACAGCAGACCCAAUAAAAGAGGUUACAUGAAACGUAUGUGGGAACUAUGGAUGAAUAAGAGACCAUCAUCUACCCUAACACCAAAACAGCUGGUUACACAACGUCUGAACAUCUUCAAGAGAAAUCUAGUGUCACAACUGGAAAUAAAUAGACUACAGAAGAAAUCAACCAUACACCAUGAAUGGAGAAUUCCACCCGAAAUCCAGCACCCAGAGACUGCACACCUGCAAGAAGGAAGGAGGUCGAGGCCUGAUGAGUGUCAAGGCCACAGUCCUGGAUGAAACACAGAGCAUCCACAAGUACAUCACAAAGAUGGCUCCCAAAGAUGAACUUCUAAGGCAAUGCCUGAGACUUCAACAGAUAGAGGAGGUCCAUGCGGUGUACCACCAGCAGAUAGUGGAUGUGGCUCACAUGACAAAACCCUACCAGUGGUUGGAAAAGGCAGGACUGAAAGACCGCACUGAGGCACUAAUCAUAGCAGCACAGGAACAGACACUCAGCACCAGAUCAAUAGAAACUGGAGUCUACCACAGCAUGCAAGACCCAAGGUGCAGACUGUGCAAAGAGGCCUCUGAGACAUUCCAGCACUUAGUAGCCGGAUGCAAGAUGUUAGCAGAAACAGCAUACACGGAGAGACACAACCAAAUUGCUGGGAUUGUGUACUGAAACAUCUGUACAGAUUAUGGAUUGGACCUGCAAGGUCCAGCUAGGAGAUACCACAAAGGGUAGUUGAGAGUGACAGGGCUAAGAUCCUGUGGGACUUUGAGAACCAGACAGACAAGCAAGUGCUGGCCAACCAACCCGACAUCAUGGUGGUAGACAAGGAACAAAAGACUGCAGUCGUGGUGGAUGUGGCAAUACCCAGUGACUAUAACAUCAGGAAGAAGGAAAAUGAGAAGGUGGAGAAAUACCAAGGACUGAAAGAAGAACUAGAAAGGAUGUGGGAAGUGAAGGCAGUAGUAGUCCCAGUUGUGAUAGGAGCACUCAGGGCUGUGACUCCCAAGUUGGGGGAGUGGCUUCAACAGAUUCCAUGUUGGACAUCUGAGAUCGCCGUCCAGAAGAGUGCAGUUUUAGGAACAGCUAAGAUACUGCGAAAAAAAACAUCAAACUCCUAGGCCUCUGGUAGAGGACCCGAGAAUGAGGAACAUACUACCCAGGAGGGGUGAGAAAAUCUAUUUUUUAUAUACAUAUAAAGCUCCUCCUUUAUGUGCUUAGAGAUUUGAGUCCUAUACCUACAGAAUGAUCAUUAUAAAAAGGAGGCUUAGCACUUUAUGGCUGAAUGUUAACAAUGAAUGGUGUUACUUUAAAAAAAAAAGUUUCAUUUUGUAGCAAUCUCUCUAGAUACAAAUAGUACAGAGUGAUUAUAAGAAGGAGUAACCUGCUGGGUAGUUCUAAGUCCAAUUUUUUACUUUGUUUUUCCAGCGUAUAAUUUAACGUGAUUGCUGCCUUAAAAGGCUAAGAUCUUCCCUUUUUAUAAUUAUCAUUCUGUACAUAAAGGAACAGUUUUAUAAAUACAGCACAAUACUAUAGGGAUGUGCAUGGGGAAAAUAUUCGGUUCGGUUCGGCAUCCCUAAAUUCGGGGCUUCGGCAAUUUGGAACUUCAGAAUUUCGGGACUUCGGCACUUCGGAUGUUCUCUUGCAGCCACUUAGUAGAUAACUCCCAAAUUCCCACGGUAUUAGGUAGCUAUCUACCAAAAGGCUGAAAGACCUAAAUUGGUCUUUCAGCCAAAUUUACUAAUACUAAGUAAAAAUUACUUAGCAUUAGUCAAUUCUGCCCCCACUCGCUAUGCCGCGAGUAGGGGCAUGUCUAUUAAAUAGUGAGGAGCCUGUGGCUGCUCACUGUAAAAGCACAAAACAAAAAAAAGUGUCCCCCUCCUGAGCCCCCACACUUGCCACACUAGUGGGGGCUUUUAAACUGAAGGAGGGACCUAUUGCCCCCCAGACCCACCCCUGAGCGGCGGGUGGGAGCCCUAAAUCAGAAAGGGGGGGGACACACACCUAUUGUCCUGCCCCCACCCCUGAGCGACGGGUGGGGGCCCUAAAUUACUUCAAGGUGGGUUGACCUAUUGUCCUCCCUCUGGCCCCAACCCCCGAGUGGCGGGUGGGGACCCUAAAGAAGAAUAAGGGGGGGGGACCUAUUGUCCUCCCCCUGGCCCCCACCCCUGAGCAGCGGGUUAGGAGCCCCCACUCGCACGGUACGGGGGAUAUGUUUUUUUUUUUUUUUUUUACAGUGAGCAGCCAUAGGCUGCUCUCUGUUUACUAGACAUGCCCCUACUCACGGUAUAGCGUGUAGGGGCAGAAUUUACGAAUACUAAGUAAUCUUUACUUAGUAUAAGUAAAUUUGGCUGAAAGACCAAUUUAGGUCUUUCAGCCUUUUGGUAGAUAGCUGCCUGAUACCGUGGGAUUUAGGGAGUUAUCUACUUAUUCAUUCCCAUCCACUGACUGGCUAAGUAACUUAUUUUAUAUGAAUGUGUUACUUGAUUGUUGUAAGUGUUGCAAAUGCUUACAGCUGAAUCCUGUCUAUGUUUGUAUACUUUUUUUUUAAAAACUGCUAUACAGUGUAACAUUCUUCAUUCUUCCACUGGGUAUAUUAGUACUUCGGCAAUUUCGGAACUUUGGCAAUUCGGCUAUUCAGACAUUCGGAAGUAUCUGAAUGUCCGAAUUACCUGAAAUUCGUCCGAAUUGACAUUCGGAACGAAAGGAAUUGCACAUAUUUACAAUACUAUCUGUCUCUUCAGACUACUUGCUGUCCUCCAGACCUGCCUAUCACUUUUCAUUACACUUUUGCCUAUGUUAAUUUUGACACCAAAUAAAAUGUUUUUUUACAGAUUAAAAUGUUGUGAUCUCUGUCAUCAUCUGUCAGUUUAUCCUCUUCAGAUCUCUGCCUAGAUCACUAAUCAUGUUUUGAGUAUUUGCUACACCACAGUCCAAAAACAAUCAAGACCAGACCACAUCCACCAUGUGGGAUUCUCAUAGCCUAAAAGUCAUCAUUUGUAGGAAACAACUAGACUUGCUGUAUUAAAAGUAAAAACGACCAUGCUUGAUGACAUAGUAUUCUAUUAUUUUACAUGACACUUUGUGUAACUCUUUACAAAAUAGAAUUUUCAUUAAUAAAAACACAUUCAAAAUCUUUCUUGGCAAUUAAUUUCCGUCUGUAUUAUACUCAGAAGUAAAAAGCUCCUGUUGGUAUAUAAGUAGGAUAUUCCAUGUCAGUAUAGGAUCUCUAGUUUGAAGUUUUAAUAAUGGUGUAAAUUGUGCUUAAAGAUUUAAUUGGCAUAUUGGUUUGGUUAUAAAUGGGGUUUGUGUUCCUCUUCCAACAGGGAUCCAUCAAUGUUGUUUACUGCUGAUCUUCAAGAUAAAGACCCAACAUUCUCCUUUGCAAACACUGGUGAGUUUAAAACCAAGUAAAUACUAAUAUUGAUAUAUUACUUUUAAAGGGACAUUCCAUACCACUAAAGGUCUUCAGCUGUAUUGGGAAGUCUGUCAUUGGACAGCCACAGAAAGAUAGGGCUGGGUUAGAAGGGGGGUGCUUUCCAUGGCUGUUUGCAAACUGUAUUUAGAUAUAACCACAUUGAAAAAAGUGCAAAAUUAAAUUUAUGCAUGUUCUAAUUUGAGGUAUAAAUACUAAACAGUGAUUCUUAUUUUUAACCCCAAAUUUGUGUUAGCCGUUCAGCAUAUUAAGUUAUAAUCAUGAACACUUUGUGUAUUAAUUCCUGUCUCCUCCCUCAGACCAUUUUGUGUUAUUGGUUGUAUCUUUGUCUUUAGAAUGCCCAUUUUUAACAACUCCGUGUUACACCUCAUCACCCAAAAAACGCUCCAGUGUAUGCAAGUCUCCAGUACACUCCCUACUGACUACUCCAGUUGAUGCCUACGAAGUUGCUGGCAGCUUAUCAAGAAGGCCCUUGUCUAUGAGUGUAUCUUCACAGGACUCUAGUCUCGGUAUUGUCAAGUGA
Pelobates cultripes (western spadefoot toad) is the source of this 12142-nucleotide messenger RNA. The record is from the annotation of a GenBank genome assembly. NCBI's taxonomy places the organism in Eukaryota, Metazoa, Chordata, Amphibia, Anura, Pelobatidae.